UCAGACAUCAACUGUUCCACAGAGAUAACGGACAAACAUCCAGCGAGCUCGCGAGCAAAGGGAAGUAACGCAGUACUUGUUUGACCAAAAGCUUCACUAGGCCUAAAAUAGUAAUGAGUUAGAUACUCCGACAAAAUUAUACCCACCUUGUUUGCGACAGAAAGGCAUUGCCACAGUGAAAAUGGACCAGGAGAUUGAAGACAUGGACUCAGACGGCCGGUGGCAGAAACUGUACCUAGAAAUUAGAAAUCAGUCCCACGAAUGUUCCUACAAAGUGGCAAAGUAUCCAGAGAAUCGCAACCGCAAUAGAUACAGAGACGUCAGUCCUUUUGAUCACAGUCGUGUGAAGUUGGAAAACACAGAAAAUGACUACAUUAACGCAAGUCUGGUGGUGAUGGAGGAUGCCCAAAGAAGUUACAUCUUGACUCAGGGACCCCUCAGGAAUACCUGUGGUCACUUUUGGCUCAUGAUCUGGGAACAGAAAACCAAGGCUGUGAUCAUGCUCAACAGGGUCAUAGAGAAGGGCUCGGAAAAGUGUGCGCAGUACUGGCCUUCAGCAGAGGAGAGAGAGAUGGCCUUCAAAGACACACGCUUCCUAGUCACACUGUUGUCAGAAGACACCAAGUCCUAUUACACCACCAGAGUUUUGGAGCUUCAGAAUAUUAAUACAGGGGAGAAGCGAGAGAUCUACCAUUUUCAUUACACCACGUGGCCUGACUUUGGAGUCCCAGAUUCCCCAGCGUCCUUUCUGAACUUCCUCUUCAAGGUGCGGGAGUCGGGUGCAUUGGGGGUCGACCAUGGGCCAGCUGUGGUACACUGCAGUGCAGGAAUUGGCCGCUCAGGGACAUUUUCACUAGUUGACAUUUGUCUUGUUCUGAUGGACAAAAGGAAAGACCCGUCAUCAGUGGACAUCAAAAGCAUCCUGUUGGACAUGAGGAAGUACCGCAUGGGCCUGAUCCAGACCCCAGACCAGCUGCGCUUCUCCUAUAUGUCGGUCCUGGAAGGAGCCAAGUACAUCCUGGGAGACUCCUCUGUACCGAUCCGGUGGCGUGAACAGUCCAGGGAGGACCAGGAGCCCAAAACAGACUCUCCUCCAUCGACUCAACCUCAGGCCAGGUGUCCAGCAGAGCGAUACAAUGGCACUCAAAGAACAGGACAGCUGGAGGAGGGAGGAGACUACAGGCAGGAUGGCAAAGUACCAACACAGUUGCCCUGCAAAGAGCAGGAGCAGGACGGCAGCACAACACAGUCAGUAUACAGCAAACGACGCAGAGAAGACAGUAUCUCUAAAUCAGGCACAGCCAAGACGCCUCAAAGCAAGCCCAGGACAAACGACUCGGAGAGGAGGAGAAAAAGGGCAAAAACCAACGACUGCUAACCACCUGCACCGCCUACGACUGCAGCUCCCGGCAGCGAAGCCUACGUCAGCAGGGAACUCCAGCCAACACCCGACUCUCAACACAUCGAACCACUUCUGUUCCUCAUCAAUGUUUUGGUCUUAUUUGCUUCAUUUUGUUUGUUUUAAUCACAGCUCAGUAGCAUUAUGGGGUUCUACAUCCUUCUGCUCUUCAGCCUCUCCAUUGUUCACUGCAGUCACUUCAUAGACAUUCUUCAAUAAGGGGCACAUUUCACAAGACGAAACACCAGCGUUUUACUCCAGGAGACCCCCACCCCCAAAACCACA
Messenger RNA from Sphaeramia orbicularis (orbiculate cardinalfish), 1684 nucleotides. RefSeq names its product protein tyrosine phosphatase non-receptor type 2b (gene ptpn2b). The record is from RefSeq and is a predicted model, not a curated record. The transcript is spliced from 10 exons. Gene Ontology annotation, molecular function: protein kinase binding; non-membrane spanning protein tyrosine phosphatase activity. Gene Ontology annotation, cellular component: cytoplasm; nucleus. NCBI's taxonomy places the organism in Eukaryota, Metazoa, Chordata, Actinopteri, Kurtiformes, Apogonidae. Gene Ontology annotation, biological process: negative regulation of receptor signaling pathway via JAK-STAT; peptidyl-tyrosine dephosphorylation; negative regulation of ERK1 and ERK2 cascade. The coding region runs from base 182 to 1378 and encodes 398 amino acids.